Messenger RNA from Closterium sp. NIES-67, 2100 nucleotides. The record is from the annotation of a GenBank genome assembly. Lineage: Eukaryota; Viridiplantae; Streptophyta; Zygnematophyceae; Desmidiales; Closteriaceae.
CACAGGACAGGAAGCACAGCUCCACCCUGCUGAAUUCGGGCCAGCAACAGCUCGGCCAGGACUGCGACACGUAUCAGUCAAAUGGUUCUCAGUGGACCAUAAAGGAGAGCUAAGAGCCUCUGCUAAGUAGCAGGCUUGCAUUGUUGCGUCCGGAUUCGUGUUUCAGAAAGUUUUACCACCAAGUUCCGUCUCACACGAUGUGGACUGCUGAACUGGUGGCGACUUGUGAGACUCUCAUGGAUGAUCGAUAGGCGUCGACAUACGAAUCCGCCACUUACCGUUAGUCCAGCACCGUGUUCAUACCAGGCGGUCAGAAGUGAUUAGUUCCGUCACAGUCGUGUGCGGUAAAGAGCCUUCCCUCCACACAGGAGCGAGUCUGCAUUGCUCCAAUACUACCACUCAUCCAUUCGUCCGGUUCAGUUCCUGAGAAUCAGUCGUGGGUGCAAUCGGCUUCUCUGCCGUGGCUUUUACGCUGGUGCUGGCCUCUUAAAGCCAUGUGCGGGCCUGGCGCGAGACGACUGGCGUCCAUUCUCCCUCGCGUGUGGGUUCGUCGCCUCGAUGUGGGGUGGGAGUGGGUGAUGCUGCGACUGGAGAUUCUCCUCGAUUCAACGGUCAAGGUCUUGGGGCCACUCUACGUCCUCCUCGCCCUCGUCCUCAUCCUCGCCAUCAUCUAUCUGGCCUUCACGCUGCUACUCCCCAUGUCAUGGCCCAUGCACACCCCCGCCGGCAUAUGCCACGGCAUAGCAGCUGCGUGGGUGUCCUUCAACAUUCUCUUCAACUUCUACUGUGCGGCUACCAGGCACCCCGGCUCGCCACCUCCCCUUGCGCUCCCAGACAAGGAGAGCAGGGGGCCACAGGGCGAUGUGCGCCUGAGCAUGGGGCGGGCCGUGGCAGACAUGCAGCUGAACCUCUCAGACUCCAUGCCGUGUGUGCGCUGGUGCGACAAGUGUCAGAAUCUGAAACCCCCUCUGACGCAUCACUGUCAUAUAUGUGAAAGAUGUGUGCUCAAGAUGGACCAUCACUGUCCGUGGAUGCACAACUGCAUUGGCCUUCGCAACUACCGAUACUUCUUCCUCUUCUUGCUGUACCUGUGGGUGGGCUGUGGCUACUCAGUGGUAGUAGCCACAAUGCUCAUAGCCGACCGGGAAAAGAUGGCCGAGCCUCUCCCAGGGGUGAUCUUCACGUUUGUGGUGGCGCUGGCGGCGUUCAUCGCCAUCGCGCUGCUGCUGGCAUGGCACGUGUACCUCGUGGCCACCGCACAGACCACCAUUGACUUCUACGACUUCGUGCUACGACGCCGAGAGGCCAGACGAGCCGGACGAGUGUGGGUGAACGAGUUUGACCUGGGCGUGUGCCGCAACUUCCAGGCCACCUUUGACGUGUCGGGGCCGCUGUGGCCGCUGCUCAUGCUGCUGCCGCGCACCUCCGUGCCCAGAGGCGACGGCAUCCACUUCCCCACCAUCCAUGACCUACGAUCGUGAGGCCGCUGUGGAGUCGACUGGAAUGACGCCUGUGCAUGCCUGCAAGUCCCACAUGCAUCUCUAGGGGCGACGGUGUCCACUUCCCCACAUUCAUGACCUGCGAUCGUGAGGCCGGUGUGGAGUCGGCUCGAGUUUUGCCAACCCUGGUCCCACAUGCAUCUCCAGAGGCGAUGGUGUCCACUUCCCCACAUCCAUGACCUGCGGUCGUGACGACGACCCCAUAGUACAUGACAUGCACUCACGAGGACCCCUUGGCACAUGACAUGCGCUCUUCAAGGGCUUAUCAUAACAUGACCUGCAACGUACAUGAGUGACUAGACUUAGGGGUCCCGCCUGCGUCCAUCUCUAGAGGUCUUGGCAGGCAUCCACUUCCCCUCCAAUUCGAACAUCCAGGACGUGCGCUCAUGAGGUGGCUGUGGUGUGGAGUCAACUCAAAUAAAACCCCCAUGCUGCUGUGGGGACCAGCACCACACCACAUGCAUACCGCGACCGGUACAGCCCUAGAAGUGACACCACCACACCAUCCACUCCCCCGCCUUAGAUGACCUGCACUAGUGAGAAGCAGAGGCUGGAGACAGUAAUAGUAGGGCACCUGUUUGAAAAAAUGACCUUCAUUCAU